CCUCGCUACACUUGCAGUUCUUUUUUGUUCCCUUCUAACCAAAUGAGCUCCUUCAGAGCAUUCUCAUCGGUGUCCAGCAGACGAAGAACAUCUUCACCCUGAGAAGCACAAUCCCCUCCACAUUAAACAGGAGGAAGAGUCGGAGAUGCUGUACAUCAAACAGGAAGCGGAGCCAGACACUCUCUGCAUGAAAGAAGAAGAACAGGAAGAUGAAAUCCCCAAGUUUCCAGUGACCGUCAGUGUGAAGAGUGAAGAAAAUGAAGGUCCAAGCGAAGAGGGCGGAGCAGAGAAACCUUCGAUCUACUGCUCAUUUCAGCACCUGACAACAAAAGAAGAGGGACAAUCGCAACCGGACGGCCUCUUCCCUCCGCUUUCGGACAACGACGACGUAACUUCACACUCUUCUGACACUGAUACUAAUAAGGAGGAUGUUGACUUUGACCAAAAUGCUUUGAAAUCCUUAAACAAUUCAUCAUUGAAAAUAGACGAAAAGGAAUGUGCUGGUGGGAAUUCGUUUGCCUGCACACUUUGCAACAAAGGAUUUUCACGGAAAAAUCAUUUAGAAAUGCAUAAGCGUAAACACACGGGAAAAAAACCUUUUGCCUGCACAUCUUGUGGUAAAAGAUUCACCCAGAAGGCAAAUUUACACAGACACGCAAGAACACACACUGGAGAGAAGCCUUUCGCCUGCACUCUUUGCAAAAAAGGAUUUUCUCGGAAGAGUCAUUUAGAAAUGCAUAAGCGUACACACACUAGAGAAAUGCCUUUUGCCUGCACACCUUGUGGUAAAAGAUUCACCGACAAGGGAAAUUUACACAGACACGCAAGAACACACACUGGAGAGAAGCCUUUCGCCUGCACUCUCUGCAACAAAGGAUUUUCUCGGACGACUCAGUUAAAAUUGCAUGAGCGUACACACACUGGAGAAAAGCUUUUCGUCUGCACAUGUUGUGGUAAAAGAUUCACCGAGAAGAGAAAUUUAAAUGCACACACAAGCACACACACUGGAGAGAAACUUUUCACCUGCUCACUUAGUGAUAAAGGGUUUUCUCGGAAGCCUGAUGUCGUAAAGCAUAUGCGUACACACACUGGAGAGAAGCCUUUCGCCUGCACUCUCUGCAACAAAGGAUUUUCUCGGACGACUCAGUUAAAAUUGCAUGAGCGUACACACACUGGAGAAAAGCCUUUCGUCUGCACAUGUUGUGGUAAAAGAUUCACCGAGAAGAGAAAUUUAAAUGCACACACAAGCACACACACUGGAGAGAAGCCUUUCGCCUGCACUCUUUGCAACAAAGGAUUUUCUCGGAAGCCUGAUGUCGUAAGGCAUAUGCGUACACACACUGGAGAAAAGCCUUUUGUCUGCACAUGUUGUGGUCAAAGAUUCACCGAGAAGGGAAAUUUAAACAUACAUGCAAGAACACAUUCUGGAGAGAAGCCUUUCACCUGCACUGUUUGCAACAAAGGAUUUUCUCGGAAGAAUGUGUUAGAUAAACACACGCGUAUACACACUGAAGAAAAGCCUUUUGUCUGCACAUUUUGCGACAAAAGAUUUUCUCUGAAGUCUCAUUUAAUGAUACAUAACCGCAUACACACUGGAGAAAAGCUUUUUGUCUGCACACGUUGUGGUAAAACAUUCUCCGAGAAGGGAAAUUUAGACAAACACACACGUAGACACACAGGAGAGAAGCCUUUUAUAUGCUCAGUUUGUCAAAAAAGAUUCCAUCAGAAAGGAAAUUUAAACAGACAUGCAAGAACACACAUUGGAAAGAAACCUUUUUAAUGCUCACUUUGUGGUAAAACAUUUGCUCAGAAGGGACAUUUAGUAUCGCAUAGAAGAAGCCACACUGAGGAAAAAUGUUUGAAUUGCAAUGUUUAACAAGAUAUUCGAACAUCACAGUCAUUUACAGUGGAAAAAGCAUUUCAAUUUUCUUAUCGAGUUUCCCUUGAGCCUCUUUUGAAAAAGUUGUUGAAAUGAUUUUGCAGGUCCUGAUCUUUUUCACGACUGUUGGAUAUUCUUGAUUUAUUUAUUUGUUUUAAUCAAAUGAAUUGGGUUCAGUUUAGGUUACUUCAUAUCAAGCUUGAUCUUCUGUUCAGUUUUAUAGUAUGACUUUCCUGCUCCUUUGAUUGACCCAGAUUUAGCGUAUGUCUCCGUGUCUCUGUUGCUUAUGUCUCUGUUUUUAAUUACUCUUUAUUUUCCCCCUUACUUCCUCUACUGUAAACCAUUUUUAGAGCUCUUCUCUUCAGAGCAGGGGUCCCCAAACUACGGCCCGCCUCCACAUUUGGUCCGGCCCCGUGAACAAUUUUAAAUUAUUUUUUUUUAACUUGUGUUAUUUAUUCCUUGGCUUUUUCUGUGAAGAACCCAGAGAGGGUUAUUUGGUUAUUAUCUAUUUAAUUAAUAGUGUUAUAUCAUAGCAUAUCAUAUAUCAUAUUAUUUACUUUUGUUCCAUGAAGAAUCCAGAAAGGGUUAUUUGAUUGAGGCUUUCUGAAAAACAAUAACUUUUUACAUUUAGGCACUCCUGCAAUCGUCACAAUUUUUCUGUUACAAACUGACCCCGGCCCCUCAUCAGAGAAGGGAAAAGUUAUAUGGCCCUCACAGGAAAACGUUUGGGGACCCCUGCUUUAGAGUGUCACUUGGGAACAUAGCCAAUGUGUAGAGUGUUUUUUGAAUUAAUUUAUUUUUUAUAACCAUUGUAUUAAUUUAUCAAUUCAUUUAUAGCAUUAAAUUGAAAAAAAUAUACAAAUGUACCCCCCGAAAAUCAUGAAGUAGUUAUAUAUUUCAUUAAUAA
This is a messenger RNA of Corythoichthys intestinalis (scribbled pipefish), 2786 nucleotides long. Its product is annotated as gastrula zinc finger protein XlCGF57.1-like. Gene Ontology annotation, biological process: regulation of transcription by RNA polymerase II. The record is from RefSeq and is a predicted model, not a curated record. Gene Ontology annotation, molecular function: RNA polymerase II cis-regulatory region sequence-specific DNA binding; DNA-binding transcription factor activity, RNA polymerase II-specific. The coding region runs from base 146 to 1780 and encodes 544 amino acids. Lineage: Eukaryota; Metazoa; Chordata; Actinopteri; Syngnathiformes; Syngnathidae. The transcript has 2 exons.